Molecule: messenger RNA, 574 nt
Organism: Tilletiaria anomala UBC 951
Lineage: Eukaryota; Fungi; Basidiomycota; Exobasidiomycetes; Georgefischeriales; Tilletiariaceae
Exons: 4
Coding region: 27-404 (125 amino acids)
Biological process (GO): proton motive force-driven ATP synthesis
Source: RefSeq, a predicted model, not a curated record
GACCCCCAUCUACUGCUGUCAUCAUCAUGCUCUCUCGCUCCGUCCUCAGCGGUGCGUCCGCCGCCCGCCGCCACGUUCUGCAGCAGCAGGCGCGCUUCGCCUCAUCCGGAUCGGCAGGCAGCGCCGCGCCGUCGCUGCCCAUCCCACCCAAGGUCGCCACACCGCAGUCGGUCAAGGGACCCGGUGGCAGCAGCGCCCGCAUGGAUGCUGUCGUCAACUUCUACAAGAGCCUUCCUAAGGGUCAGGCUUCCGUGCGAAGGGGCGGCGGAAUCAAGGCGAGAUACUUCGAUGGAAAGAACGCCAGCGGCGCGCCCAUCGUCGCGACCAUGUUCGGCUUGUUCCUCCUUGGAUACACCAUUGACUACAACAUGCACUUGAAGCACCACAAGAACGCUCACCACUAGAUGUGCGACUUUUGGUAUUCAGCGCGCGCUUCAAUUAAGGCUUGCUGCUCCUCGCAGCGGUUGAACACUCUCACGAUACAUUAAAGGUACUUCUGAAUGGGCGGACCAUCGUGAUAGCAAGAAAGAGAGACCGGGCAGCUUGUAUGCAUACAGUAGCAAAUCAAUCCGAG